Messenger RNA from Coregonus clupeaformis (lake whitefish), 3519 nucleotides. Its product is annotated as trichohyalin. Lineage: Eukaryota; Metazoa; Chordata; Actinopteri; Salmoniformes; Salmonidae. Bases 113 to 3493 code for a protein of 1126 amino acids. The transcript has 4 exons. The record is from RefSeq and is a predicted model, not a curated record.
CACAAACAAUCAUCAACUAGUUGCUUGCUAAAAGAAAUAGCAAAAAUAGAAGCUAGCUAGCUCCCUAUGUUUGCUUGAUAUCUUUUACCUCUAGUGUUUGAAGGACGCUGUGAUGGAUAUUGACAAAAUAACAAAGGAGCUGGCAGAGAAAGACAUUCGCGAAGCUGUGCACACAGUUCUGACAGAUGAAAGCCAUGGGGAGUUUUCAAGCCUAAGAAUAAUGGAGCUGAAAUGCAUUGAGAUGUCUAAGACACCUAAAGCCCAAUCAACCUUGGAGUCCGUAAAGCUGCCCAAAGACAAUGAUGACAACUUGGAAUCAGGAUCCUGUGAUGACUCCCUGAUUGCUGAACCUCAUGCUUACCAAGCUGAUGCCAUCAAGGCAUCUCUGAACACUGAAAUCCACUCAGUGGUUACUGAGGCCACAGUGGUCUAUGCUAACCAACCCGAGGCACUGUCCAGUGAAGUGCUUCUGGGCACUGAAGGUAAUGGAGAUGAUGCUGACCAUGCUGUGGUGGAUUCUCAGACUUCAGACUGUGACUAUGACCUGGCAUCGGUAGAAUGGCUGGACCCUGGGUGGCACACUGCCCUGGUACUGAUGGAGACCUUGGUGAGUCCUGGCAAUGACCCUGACCUGACUGUGUCUGACUCCAGUGAAGUGUCUCUGAUCACUGACAACCUGCCAGUGGUGGACUCAGCUGUGGACUCCAGAGGGCAGCAGAGGGCAGAAGAUGACUUACAAGGCACUGACCAGCUGCUAAUGAGGUCCUGUGCAGACUGUGUGACCACAGAGAAGCACUGUGCUGUACCCUCUGAGGACUCUUUGAACUCUGACAAGGAAAUCUCCCUCAACAUUAAAGACCAUGAUGACCGACCUGCAGUAGACUUUAACAGAGAUUGUGUGAGCACGUCUGACCAGUCUUUGUCCCCGGUUGCCACUGCUCUUGGAUCAAUAGUCACUGUUGACUCUUUCAAUAAGGCUCUGUUGGUUUCCAAUAAGUUGGACCAGGGCAAAGAUAACCCUAUUGACCAGCCUGUAGUGAAGUCUCAGACCACUGAAAAUCAAAUUAACCCCACGUCGGUGUUAGAGUCCAACCAACCUCUCAUCAAUGAAACCCUGGAAGAUAACAUUAUCUCAGCCCCUGAUGAUAGACCUCUGUUAACUACAGACCGUAUAGGAUCACGGGAGAUUGAAAUGCUUCUAUCUAGAAUGCACUUAGGCAAUGUUAUCACCUGUCAUGAUGACCAGUCUUUGGAGUCAGACAGUGAUGACAUUGUUGACCCUUUGGCUCACAACAGUCAUAGCCAUCAUCUGUGUGAGUCAGUCGUGAGGCCCAAAGCUCAAGUCCAACUCAGUGGACACACUUGGUCACCCUCUUAUGACACUGAUGACUGCCGUCGUUAUGCUCAAGACCGCAUCAUGAUGGAAUACAAAUUCAAAUACAGCCGGGACCAAAAGUCUGCAUGGGUUUCUGUGCCACACUACAUUUUGACUAGAGGGGAGAGUGUGACCCAAAGGAUGGAGGGAGAGAAGAAGUAUGGAGAAAAGGAAUGGGAGAAGUGCUCCUCACAGUGUGACAGGCACUCUCUGAUUGAGCAUAGUGGACAGUGGAUGAUAGCCAGAGCAGUAGAGGCAGACACUGAAGAAAUAGUUCCCAAGCCGUACAUGAGAGACCUAGUUAUGUACGAUGGAUUCAACCAGCUAGAUGAGGAGAGAGUGGGAAAUCAGCUGGUCCUCUCCUCUCUCUCAAGGGCUCUCAAUGAACUUAAGAAGGACAAGGCUUUUUGGAGGUCAAUGAGAGAGGGGGACGAUAAAUUAAUGAGGGAAAACGAGAGAAUGAAAGGUGAGAUGAAAAAGAAAGACAUGAGGAACUUUAACAGUGCCAAAGAACAGAGGGCAGAGAGAAAGAGGGAAAGGAGGAGGGAGAGGAACUGUGAUGUGACUAAAUGGAUGUCCUCCCGGCCCGAAAUAGAAAGUUCCAUUAUAGGACUCCGUCCCAGGCCUCCGUCCCGGCCACUGCUCAGAGAACCAGUCUUAACCAGAACCAGCUUCAGCCGCACCGACGCCAGAACCAUAGAGGUUAGGGAGAUGAUCCUGCAAAGGAGCCGCAUUGCCUACAAGAUCAAGUGCCUGCAACGCCGGAAAGCGGCUGCUGAGGGGUUGACACUGACUAAGGGAGGUGGAGGGCCUGAGGCUAGGGGUGACGGAGAGACAGUGAUGGACAUUACAGGGCAAAGUAAGAAAGCCUCAAAGGGCAAGGGGGCAAAGGGCAAAGAGAGUGGAGGAGGGGAAGGUAGUGAGUGGGCCAAAUUAGGUCUGGAGGAAAUUGCGGAGACAGAUUACAGGAAUAAAGAGAAGAAAACCAAAGUACGGACAGGACAGAGAAGUAAGGACAAGCGAAGAGAGGAAAGAGAGAGACAAAGAUGUCGUAAGGAAACAGAUUUGAUUUCAGACGAAUUAGCUAGAAUGGACAUAGAAAAAAUAGAUGGAGAGAAACAGGAUGAGACUGUGAGCAAGAUCUCUGAGGAAAAGCCUUCUAACAAUGGUUGUGUAGAGACAAAUGAGGGAGAAAAAUAUGGUAAACAGAUGAAAGAAAAGACUAAUAGAACAAUUGUACUUACUGAUGAGGAAGUGAUGAGCAAAGCAUCAGGGGAAAGAGAAGAAGAGGCUAGAGAGGAGAAUGCUAAGACAUUUCAAGAGAGCUUAAAAGUCCAGGAGGUCAGAGAUGGAGAGGAAGGUCCUACAGGAAGAAAGUUAGAGCAUCAGGAAGCUAGAGAGAGUGUGGAGACACAAAACAGUGAUGGAGAUGUACAAUUGAGAGAGAUUUGUAAAAGAAAGGAUGUAGAGGUUACAAAAAUCGAUACCUCCUGUGAUGAAACGUCCAUCAUGGUUCUGGCGAGCCAAGCCCCUGGUAGGCCUAUGACAGCCUCCCAAACUCCAUUGAAGGGCAAAGGAAAGCAACAACGCAACCUUCCGUACAAGAGAAAGGAAGGACUUCAAGAGGAGAUCAAUUCAAAGGGUGAAGUGCUUGAGGGUGGAAGACAAGUAAACUUCCUUGAGUGCCAGGCACAGGAACAGAGAAGUCUGGGUGAGUUGGGCGAGGUUGCAGGCUUCUGGAGGAAGGAGAAAAAAGGCCACAAAGACAGAGAGGUCAAGGAGGAGAAAGCCCGAGAGGGUCAGACAUGGCGAAACCAGGGGGGAAAUGGCAGGGAUCCAUGGAAUGGAGAGACAGAGAGGGGUGGAAGUGGUAGGAGUAGAGGAACUAGACAGAGGGGGAAACAGUUGCGGAUUUUUUCUAAGAAGCAAAGGCAAAAGCACAGCAACUGGAAUGACCACCAUCCAUCAGAGAGCAGCUGUGACUGGAGGAGCAGGGAGGAAGAAGGGCCUGAGAAACAUGUUGAGAGUAGGAUGGACAGGCAGAGAGGUGAGAGGCCUCCGAAGGGGGAGAAGAGCCAUUACUCAGCUAAAGGGAAGAAAUACAUUGAUGUGUGUUAAAUAAAUAAAUAUUAUUUCUGAUGUCA